UAUCUCAGUGUUGCUCUAUGUCACAUACCUCUGCACACAUCAGCCCCUGUCUCUCAUGACUGGAAAACUCUCCUACUGCAUCAUCCACCACUGAGUGCAAACCACACACUGAGGACAAUGUUACCUUGUUCAAAUUUUGCGGCACUCCUCUGUCUCCUGCAAGUCCUCUGCACUGGUGCUGAUAUAGACAGCAGCAGCUUCAGUAUUUUCAACGAGGACCACAACAAGUGCAUAAAGGUGGAGAGUGCCUCCUCAGUAACGCUCGCCCCGUGCAAUCCUCGUGCCAAAGAACAGCAGUUUCGUUGGGCCUCAAAGUCGCGCCUCCUCAAUCUGUCCCUCAAGCUGUGCCUGGGCGCCACAGCGAUAUCAGACUGGGUGAAAGUCAUCCUCUUUGAAUGUGAUGAGAACAGUGACCUCCAGCAUUGGGAGUGCAAGAAUGACACCCUCUUUGGCCUAAAAGACCAGGGCCUGCACUUAAACUGGGGCAAUCGCAAUGAGAAGAACGUAAUGAUCUACAAAGGCUCAGGGGUCUGGAGUCGCUGGAGGAUAUUUGGCACAAGGCUUGAUCUUUGUUCAAAGGGGUUCCAAGAGAUUUUCACACUGGGAGGCAAUGCUUUCGGGAGCCCUUGUCAGUUCCCAUUUAAGUUCCAAGAGAAGUGGUAUGCUGAAUGCACCAAGGACGGUCGUCCAGACGGUCGACUGUGGUGUGCCACAGAGAAAAAUUACGAUACACAGAAGAAGUGGGGAUUUUGUCCAACCGCAGCAUCCCCCGGCUGGGACACUGACCCAGUAACAGGGGUUCAGUAUCAGAGGAACGCACAGUCAGUGUUGACCUGGCAUCAGGCCAGGAAGAGCUGCCAGCAGCAGGGAGCCGACCUCCUCAGCAUUGUAGAGCUACACGAGCAGUCAUACAUCUCAGGGUUGACAAAUCAUUUGGGAACAUCUCUGUGGAUUGGGCUGAACAGCUUGGAGUUUGAAAGUGGAUGGCAGUGGAGUAAUGGCAACCCGUUCAGAUAUUUAAACUGGGCCCCAGGUCACCCCUCAUCAGAGCCCGGCCUCAGCUGUGCCACGCUUAAUGCUGCAAAAGCCUCAAAAUGGGAGACUAGCGCCUGCAGCAAGAAGCUUGGCUACAUUUGUCGUAAAGGAAACUCUACCAGCCUUCCCGCGCCACAGAUCACCGGGCCAAGCUUCUGCCCCAGCCACUGGGUUCCCUAUGCAGGAAACUGUUACUACUUGGACCGGAAUAAAAAGAUGUGGAAGGACGCUUUGGCUGCGUGCCGUAAAGAGGGAGGGGAUUUAGCCAGCAUACACAACAUAGAGGAGCAGAGCUUCAUCUUAUCCCAAUCCGGAUACUUACCGACGGAUGUGCUCUGGAUCGGCUUGAAUGACCAGAGGAACCAGAUGCUGUUUGAAUGGUCUGAUCACUCCCACGUCACCUUCACUCAGUGGCAAAGUGAUGAGCCCUCACAUGCAAGUAACUUCCAGGAAGACUGUGUCCUCAUCCGAGGAAAGAAUGGGAGGUGGGCGGAUCACAUGUGUGAGAAGCCAUUAGGAUAUAUAUGUAAAAAGAAAGCCUCCACUAAGCUAGCUGAAGGCACCCAUGAGGAAACCAACCCAGGAUGCAAGCUUGGAUCCAUAAGAUUCGGCUCAUACUGUUAUAACGUUGGAGCUGAGGCUAAAACGUUUGAUGAGGCAAAGCGGACAUGCUCAGAGGCUGGUGGUAACCUGGUGGAUGUCAGUGAUAGAUAUGAGAAUGCUUUCCUGGUCAGUUUGGUGGGUUUGAGACCCGAGAAAUAUUUCUGGACGGGUUUGUCCAACACAGAAGACAAAAGCAAUUUCAAGUGGACGAGUAGAAGAAAGGUCACCUUCACUCAUUUCAACGUGGGCAUGCCAGAUAGAAAACAAGGGUGCGUUGCCAUGACAACUGGGACUUUUGCUGGAUUGUGGGAUGUUGUCACCUGCAGCAAUAAGGAGAAGUAUAUCUGCAAGAAGAAGGCAGAGGGAGUGCAAAUGACAACAGUCCCUCCCAGCACCCCGGCCCUGACCUGUGCGAGCGGGUGGACCCCGAUUCCCAAAAGGAACAUGUGCUACAAAGUUUACAGCAAAAAGGACUCGGUUAAAAAGACUUGGCAAGAAUCGCGUGAGUUCUGCCAGGCUAUCGGUGGAGACUUGAUAAGCAUACACAGUGGAGAUGACCUGGACAAUUUAGAGGUGUAUACCUCCAGCGCCAUGUGGAUAGGCCUCACCCUCCAGGGUGCCAACGAAGGUUAUGCCUGGAGUGAUGGGUCGCCCUUUGCCUAUGAGAACUGGGGCUACGGGGAACCAAACAACCACAACGACAACGAACACUGCGCAGAAGUCACUGUUAACUAUCGGAGGCGCUGGAAUGACCGGCACUGUGAGGCCUAUAACAACUGGAUUUGCCAGAUACGCAAAGGUGUGACUCCGAAACCAGAGCCGGCCAUAGUUGAAGAAGUAUACAACACCACAGAUGAUGGAUGGAUCAUAUACAAUGACACACAGUAUUUCGUCAACAAUAAUAACUUGGCUAUGGAAGCUGCCAGAGACUACUGCAAAAAAAACUUUGGUGAACUUGCCGUCAUCACUGGGGAGAGCGAGAGGAAGUUCCUUUGGAAACAGACAUUGAAAGGCUCAGAAGGACAGUACUACAUUGGCUUGACAGUGAAUUUGGACAAAUCAUUUAGUUGGGUGGAUGGCAGCCCCAUAACUUACACUGCGUGGGAACACAAUGAGCCCAACUUUGCAAACAAUGAUGAAAACUGUGUGACUAUGUACAAGAGCAUGGGAUACUGGAAUGACAUUAACUGUGGCAUGGAGCUACCCUCUAUCUGCAAAAGAAGCAGUAACUUCAUCAAUGCAACAAUGGCCCCGACAACGGUUCCUAAAGGAGGAUGUGCACCAGAGUGGGUAUCUUUCCAUGGAAAGUGCUAUAAAUUUGUCUCUGGGAGUGACAAAAUGAACUGGCAUGACGCUAGAUCAUACUGCAUAAACCAAGGAGGAAAUCUAGUCUCCAUCACCAACGACAGAGAGCAAGCAUUCAUAACAACCCAGAUGCUGUACCACAAAGAAGAUUUGUGGAUUGGCAUGAAUGAUGUCAACUGGGAGAUGCACUUUGUGUGGACAGACGGCAAAGCCAUUACAUACACCAACUGGGCCAAAGGGCACCCAAUGUCGUUGCCUGAUGGACGCUAUUUUAUUGAAGAGGUUUUUGACUGUGUGAUCAUAUCUGGCAGCGUUGCCAAAACCUCAGGAUACUGGAAGGUGGAAGACUGUCAGACGAAAUAUGGCUUCAUCUGUAAAAGAAACGUUGACUCACAGAUUGUAGUCCAACCCACCACCGUGUCACCAAAAGUCUUCCACAAGCUCGGCAAUGACUCCUACAAACUGGUGGCCCAGAAGAUGAAAUGGGAUGAGGCUCGGCGGCAGUGCCAAGCAGAUGAUGCCGAUCUGGCCAGUAUCCUGAACACUAUAACCCAGGCAUACAUCAUGCUGCAGAUUUCCAAGCACAAUGAGCCAGUGUGGAUUGGCCUCAACAGCAAUGUGACAGAUGGUCGCUACAAGUGGGUUGAUAACUGGCUUCUGUCAUUUACCAAAUGGGGUAAAAAUGAGCCUAAAAACAACUAUGGCUGUGUGUAUAUAGAUGUGGAUAAAACGUGGAAGACUGCGCCAUGUACCAAUACCUAUUAUUCCAUUUGCAAAAGGUCAUCAGACAUAGCUCCCACUGAGCCUCCACAGCAUCCUGGCAACUGUCCAGAAUCAAAAAGGCUAAGAACCUGGAUUCCUUUCAGAGGCCAUUGUUAUUCCUUCCUCAGCUCAAUGCAGGACAACUGGGCCCAUGCCUCAGUUGAAUGUAUGAAAAUGGGUGCUUCUCUAGCGAGUAUUCAGGACCCUGUUGAGGGUCGGUUCAUACAACAGAACCUCGAGCUUCUGCAGGAUGGUGCAAAAGACUUCUGGAUUGGCUUGUAUAAGACCCAUGAUGGUGAGUGGAUGUGGAUCGACAACAGCGUUAUGGACUAUACCAACUGGAAAUCGGGUAUGCCAAAGUCAUACACAUGUGUGGAUGUCAACUCUGAGAGUGGACUGUGGAGUUCAGGCAGCUGCACCAGAUAUAAGUCUUACAUCUGCAAAACACCAAAAGUUAUUCCUCCUACAGAGAAGCUUCCAUCUGCUGCCCAAGUCGUGACGGAAGCUGCACAUGGCUCUGCUGGCAUCCCCGUGUCUAUAGUACUGAUUGUAAUUGCCAUAGUUGGACUCGGCGCCUUCUUCGUCUUCCGUAAAAAGAUACCCACCCCUGUCCUGGGAGAAAGCACCUUCGACAACAAGUUAUACUUCAACAAUCCAAUCCGAGCCCCAGUAGACACCAAGGGCCUAGUGGCCAACAUAGAGCAGAACGAGCAAGCGUAGAAGGACGUGCGACGAGUGGAUCUAUGAAAAGCACACCAUCAGAGAGCUUGAUCGCAGACUUUCUUUUGGAGAGUUUUUGUUUUUCAGUUUCAGAACUUUAUCAAAAACAUUGACUAUCAUAAUUAUUAUAUAAUAAUUCAUGCAAGCACUAGAACAAGUGAAUAAGAGAGAAUAUUAAUGAACAAUCAUCAUGAUUCGAUUUGUGAAAUGUUUACAGAUUAUUUUUUUAAUCUUUUAUGAAACAUCAUAACCAAGAACACUUAUUUGUUAAAUAUCAGAAAGUUGUUUUUUUUUUUUUUUUUACUUGGACUGUCCGUCACCUUGUUUCAGGCUGAUGAUUUUGUAAAUAAAUGCCCAAUAAAUGAAGAUACAACUGGAAA
Messenger RNA from Mugil cephalus (flathead mullet), 4805 nucleotides. It is a transcript of the gene mrc1a, whose product is annotated as mannose receptor, C type 1a. The transcript has 30 exons. NCBI's taxonomy places the organism in Eukaryota, Metazoa, Chordata, Actinopteri, Mugiliformes, Mugilidae. Gene Ontology annotation, molecular function: signaling receptor activity. The coding region runs from base 118 to 4425 and encodes 1435 amino acids. The record is from RefSeq and is a predicted model, not a curated record.